Molecule: messenger RNA, 507 nt
Organism: Ectocarpus sp. CCAP 1310/34
Lineage: Eukaryota; Phaeophyceae; Ectocarpales; Ectocarpaceae
Source: the annotation of a GenBank genome assembly
AUGGGUGGCACCAUUCAAGGUACACAGGGACAGCGGGUCUUCGCGAAACGAGGGCAGCCGGUGGUCCCCGAGAUGUGCUCCACCUCGCGAGAAAACUGCACGAGCGUCACUAGCAUCAACGCGAACGGCGCCGUGUUGGCCCCUACCAUCAUCUCCAAUGGGCAGCGCUUCAACGCAGAUUGGAUCGUGGACAACACCGGCCCGCCGGGUGCGACAUAUACCUGCAAGGAGUCGUCCUUCGUGUGUGGUAACGUUUUUAUCAAGUACAUCAAGGACUUCCACAAGCAGCUCUGCCUGCCCAACUUGCUCGACGGAGAAUCCCAUGCGCUCGUGCUGGAUGGGCACGCGUCGCACCUGCCCUCCCACAUGUCCCACGUCACCCAGCCCUUGGACGUCGCCGGCUUCGGGUGCUUCAAGAUGGAGCUGACCAAGGCGAUCCAGGCCUUCCCGGCGAUACACGGAGGGGCAUUGCCGCGGAAGCGGGACAUGGCCACCGUGAUCGGGNGA